Molecule: messenger RNA, 1428 nt
Organism: Fonsecaea multimorphosa CBS 102226
Lineage: Eukaryota; Fungi; Ascomycota; Eurotiomycetes; Chaetothyriales; Herpotrichiellaceae
Exons: 3
Coding region: 1-1428 (475 amino acids)
Biological process (GO): secondary metabolite biosynthetic process
Molecular function (GO): monooxygenase activity; FAD binding
Source: RefSeq, a predicted model, not a curated record
AUGGCUCCGAACAAAAAACUACACGUCGGCGUCUGCGGAGGCGGCAUGGGAGGAUUGACCGCAGCGAUCGCGUGUGCCCGGGCAGGGGCCAAAGUGACGCUCCUCGAGGCGGCAAGGGAGCUGGGCGAGAUCGGAGCGGGGAUCCAGAUGUUCUCUAACGUCUCCAGAAUUCUGAUUCGGUGGGAUGUGGACAAGAUCAUUGGCGAUGACUUGGUUGCCGUGGAUGAGAUCAAUAGUUGGGGGUUGAAUGAUGAGUUGCUGGGUCGGUUUGAUCCGAAGGAGGGACGCAAGAUGACUGGGUUUCCGCACUGGGUCGUCCGUAGAGAUCACCUCCACGCAGGACUGACCGAGUGUGCUCGACGCAACGGGGUCGACUUGAUUGUCGGGUCUCGCGUCCAAUCUCUCCAACACACCAAGGAAGGAGUCAAGGUCACAACAAUCCAGGGCGUGGAGCAUACCUUUGACCUGCUUGUCGGGUCCGAUGGCAUCAGGUCGACUAUCCGGCAGAACCUGUUUCCAGAGGCUGUCCCCAAAGCUGCAUCCACCGUUGCCGCUUUCCGUGGCGUGCUUUCUUACGAAGAGGUCUUUGCCCAGGUUCCCGAAGCGCGAAUGUGGCUGAGGAAUACGGCCGACGCUUGGAUCGGGCCUCAGGGCUAUAUCCUCCUCUAUCCCCUCUCGGCGGGCCGAGAAUUGAACGUGGUGGCCAUGUUCCAGAUGGACCGCGUCGUCACAAAGGCCGAAGAGAUGGAUAUUGAGGAGUUCCGCAACCUGUACAAGGACUGGAGUCCGUUUGCGCGCAAGGUCCUGGGCCUCCUCAAAAGUACGCAGAUCUGGCCCUUGUUGGUGCUACCUCCCAUGAAGUCGUGGUCCAACGAGCACAAGAAUGUUGUCCUCCUUGGGGAUGCGGCCCACUGCAUGCAGAAUCAUAUGGCUCAAGGUGCCGCCACUGCCAUGGAAGACGGGGUUUUCCUGGGGACAGUCAUCGCCGAAGUGGUUCGAGGGACCAUUAGCCUCCCCACGGCCAUCGAGAUAUAUGAGAAGAAGCGCAUGCCCCGGGUUUGGACUAAACAGCAGGUGUCUUUUGUGAACGGUACGUUCAACAUGGCCGCUGGGGAGGUUGCACAGAAACGGAACAAGGCAUCUCGAGUUGAAGUUGAAUGCUCCGAUCGGAACAUCAUUCAGCCUAACAGAUUGCUGCCGCCGACAUAUCGAACCUGGCAACUGGCGUUCAGCCCAGUCAGUGUCCCAGGUAUCAUGUAUUUCGAUGCUGAGGGAGACGCCGAGAACGCGGUGUGCGAGUAUCUACAGGAGACGACGCCCAUGGACGAGCAAACACUGGUGACCCAGGGCCUCUGGAACAAGUGGUGGGGCGUUGUCGAGAACAAUGGCAUUGAGGAUAGUAUUGGCAAGGUCAACGGUCUUAAGUAG